AUGCAACUCUUUGGCCAGCAACUUCUUCUUGCCUUAGAUUACGCACACCGAUCAGGAGUCAUACAUACAGAUAUCCAACCCCGGAAUAUUAUGGUGCAAAUUCCGGACCUUUCAAUCAUUGAGGAUUACCUAAAGGAUACAACUCCAGACCCUAUGGCCUACGACCCUACUUCUGAACCUUCGACAAUUGUGUCUCAACCUUUAAAGGACUUCUAUAUCCGAGAAUCCACGGAUCUGAUGACCCUUGAUGUUACUCUUUGCGAUUGGGGCUCUGCUAGCUGGAUUGAUAACCACCUUACAGAAGUUAUACAGCCUGUGCUGCUUCGAGCACCGGAAGUCAUCAUUGGAGCCCCGUGGGGACCACCAGUCGAUAUCUGGAAUCUAGGUGCUGUCUUACUAGAGGUUCUAGAUGCGGUGCGAAUGUUCGAUGGUCGAGCAAAGCAAACCGGAGGCGUCUUCCGGACCAAGCAUCAUCUCGAAGAAAUAGUGGCUCUCUUUGGACCGUUUCCUCCUCGUUUACUAGCGCUAGGGGACCCAAAGAUCGUAGCUGAAUACUUCGAUGACCAAGGAAACAUCUGCGAUCCUAUCCCUCGACCAAAAGCCUUUCUGGAGAACUGGAUUGAGAGUCUCACGGGAAAUGACAAGGAGGAGUUUGUAAUGUUGUUAAGGAGCAUGAUGAAGAUCGACCCUGGUGAUCGUCCGACAGCAAAAGAAUUACUUAGUGAAGCAUGGUUUCGACGUACCACUAGGUAG
Messenger RNA from Penicillium mononematosum, 753 nucleotides. RefSeq lists its product as uncharacterized. Gene Ontology annotation, biological process: protein phosphorylation. The record is from RefSeq and is a predicted model, not a curated record. NCBI's taxonomy places the organism in Eukaryota, Fungi, Ascomycota, Eurotiomycetes, Eurotiales, Aspergillaceae. The coding region runs from base 1 to 753 and encodes 250 amino acids. Gene Ontology annotation, molecular function: protein kinase activity; ATP binding. The transcript is spliced from 2 exons.